Molecule: messenger RNA, 946 nt
Organism: Oryza brachyantha (malo sina)
Lineage: Eukaryota; Viridiplantae; Streptophyta; Magnoliopsida; Poales; Poaceae
Product: calmodulin-1
Exons: 2
Coding region: 144-593 (149 amino acids)
Molecular function (GO): enzyme regulator activity; calcium ion binding
Source: RefSeq, a predicted model, not a curated record
AAAUUCCCCGGACGCGAGGCCACAGAUCGCUCCCAGCCUCUCCCCCUCCGACGGUCGCGUCGUCUCGCCUCGACCCCACCCCGCGUCUCGCGCUCGGCUGCGGCAACCGAAGGAAGAGGAGCCAGCGCUAAGCUCCGGCAGGCAUGGCGGACCAGCUCACCGACGACCAGAUCGCCGAGUUCAAGGAGGCCUUCAGCCUCUUCGACAAGGACGGCGACGGUUGCAUCACAACCAAGGAGCUGGGAACCGUGAUGCGUUCGCUGGGGCAGAACCCAACGGAGGCCGAGCUCCAGGACAUGAUCAACGAGGUGGACGCCGAUGGCAACGGCACCAUCGACUUCCCGGAGUUCCUCAACCUGAUGGCCCGCAAGAUGAAGGACACUGACUCGGAGGAGGAGCUCAAGGAGGCGUUCAGGGUGUUCGACAAGGACCAGAACGGCUUCAUCUCCGCCGCGGAGCUCCGCCACGUCAUGACCAACCUCGGCGAGAAGCUGACCGACGAGGAGGUCGAUGAGAUGAUCCGUGAGGCCGACGUCGACGGCGAUGGCCAGAUCAACUACGAGGAGUUCGUCAAGGUCAUGAUGGCCAAGUGAGCCGCCUCUGCCGACGACGGCAUAGUACCCCCGGGAGGAGGAAACCGUGCAUUGCCGUAUUAGUAAGGGAUGCAACCCUGGUUUCCCUCGUCUUCCCUGAUGAAGAAAACCGAAUCGUACUAGCUGUAGUUGCUGAACAUUGCUAUUGCUAUCUCUCCAGUCUCCUGUGUGCCAUGGAACUUCCUUGCUUGGUUUUCUGUGUGAAUCUGUUAAGGCUUGCUCCGAUCUCUCCGAACCCUGAAUUGAAUUGCAGUUGAGUCCGUCUUUUUGUAGCACUGUUUUUUGUUCGUCAGAUCUGCUCGGAUCAUUUUAGCAUCAUCCAUCAAUGAACAGGCAGCUGCUUUCCAUUGUCC